UAUGGCAGCAGCAAGGCACAGCACGCUCGACUUCACGCUCGGCGCCAAAGCUGACGGUGAGGCCAUUCUGAAAGGCCUUCAGUCCAUUUUUCAGGAGCAGGGGAUGGCAGAGUCAGUGCACGGGCGCCUGGUUGAAUACGACAUAGACGAAGUGGUGUAUGACGAAGAUUCACCUUAUCAGAACAUUAAGAUUCUACACUCAAAACAGUUUGGAAAUAUUCUCAUAAAAAGCAGUGAUGUUAAUUUGGCAGAGAGUGACUCGGCGUACACCCGAGCCAUCAUGGGCAGUGGUAAAGAAGAUUACACUGGCAAAGAUGUACUGAUUCUGGGAGGUGGAGAUGGGGGCAUAUUAUGUGAAAUUGUCAAACUGAAACCAAAGAUGGUCACCAUGGUAGAGAUUGACCAAAUGGUAAUUGAUGGAUGUAAGAAAUACAUGCGAAGAACAUGCGGAGAUGUCUUAGACAAUCUUAAAGGAGACUGCUAUCAGGUUCUCAUAGAAGACUGUAUUCCAGUACUGAAGAGGUACGCCAAAGAAGGGAGAGAGUUUGAUUAUGUGAUUAAUGAUUUGACAGCUGUCCCAAUUUCUACAUCUCCAGAAGAAGAUUCCACAUGGGAGUUUCUCAGACUGAUUCUCGACCUGUCAAUGAAAGUUCUGAAACAAGAUGGGAAAUACUUCACACAGGGGAACUGUGUCAAUUUGACUGAAGCCCUGUCGCUCUAUGAAGAACAGCUGGGGCACCUGUAUUGUCCUGUGGAAUUCUCAAAAGAGAUUGUUUGUGUCCCUUCAUACUUGGAAUUGUGGGUAUUUUACACUGUUUGGAAGAAAGCUAAGCCUUAAAGAUGAGCAUCCCCUGAAUGUCAUGUGCUGCAAGCCACCUUCCUGACUUCCAUAUGCCCUAUAUGCCAUCAACUGAGUCAGGCAACUGGUCAUGAAUUCCUUCAAGUGUUUUUAUUUUAAUUAUUAUUU
Cricetulus griseus (Chinese hamster) is the source of this 967-nucleotide messenger RNA. The record is from RefSeq and is a predicted model, not a curated record. Lineage: Eukaryota; Metazoa; Chordata; Mammalia; Rodentia; Cricetidae.